Chinchilla lanigera (long-tailed chinchilla) is the source of this 471-nucleotide messenger RNA. It is a transcript of the gene Smkr1, whose product is annotated as small lysine-rich protein 1. NCBI's taxonomy places the organism in Eukaryota, Metazoa, Chordata, Mammalia, Rodentia, Chinchillidae. The record is from RefSeq and is a predicted model, not a curated record.
GGGAAGAAGGGGAAAGGCCCAGGCAAGGCCCCUGGGAAGAAGCAGAAGAAGCCCGAAGUGGACAUCCUGAGUCCGGCCGCCAUGCUGAACCUGUACUACAUCGCGCACAAUGCAGCCGACUGCCUCCAGCUGCGUGGCUUCCGGUGGCCCGGCGCGCCCAAGGGGAAGAAGGGCAGGAACAAGACCUAAGAGAAGAGAGAAGGAGAUAACCGGACAGCGAUGACUGCAGGCAAAAUAGACCUCACCGGAGACAUUUUGAAAUGCAGCUCAGUGUGCUUUUUGGUGGUAAAUUAGGAUUUUAAAGCGCAUUUUACUUCCUCAGCUGACCCAGGUAUAACUAAGGGGAGGUUUUUCAAAAGUUAUGGGAAACAAGCCCCGUGCAGUGCCUACACAGCUUGGUGGAACUCCUGGUACUUUUAAAAACUAUCAUCAUAAUUCUGUGUCAGAAUUAAACCUUGCUCUGGAAAGGCA